GUGCUUUCUUUCUGAACCAGCUAUAGCUCUUAAUUGUCUGCUAAAGUCUUUUCCUCUUAGCCAGGGAUCUUAAUUAUUCUGUGACUUUGCCAAUCCCCCUGUAAAUACAAUUCAUCCAAUUCAUUUAACAUCACAAACUGAAUCCAAUGUGACUGGAUGCCUAUUCAAAUCUAACGAACUGCGUUUUUGUGUCCUCAGUUUGACUAUGUGGCAUUAAAGGCGUGAAAAUCCGACCAUGGGUGACUGGAACCUGCUGGGCAGCAUCCUAGAAGAGGUCCACAUUCAUUCCACCAUCGUAGGGAAGAUCUGGCUCACUAUCCUCUUCAUCUUCCGCAUGCUGAUCCUGGGAGCCGCAGCUGAGGACGUCUGGGACGAUGAGCAGUCAGAGUUCGUCUGCAACACGGACCAACCAGGCUGCAAGGCGGUCUGCUACGACCGGGCCUUCCCCAUUUCCCUCAUCCGCUACUGGGUGCUGCAGGUCAUCUUUGUGUCUGCGCCUUCGCUGGUUUACAUGGGCCACGCUCUGUACUGCAUCAGAGCGCUGGAGAAGGAGCGCCACCGGCGACGCAUCCAGCUGAAGGGCGAAAUGGACGAGGCAGAACUGGGACUGGAGGAUCAUAAACGCAUAGAGAGGGAGCUGAGGAGGCUGGAGGAGCAGAGGAAGGUGAAGAAGGCCCCUCUCAGAGGUUCCCUGCUGAGAACCUACAUCAUCCAUAUCCUUACUCGCUCUCUGGUGGAGGUUUGCUUCAUCCUGGGCCAGUGCGUCCUGUACGGAAUCCACCUGGAGCCCCUGUACAGGUGUGAGAGGCUGCCCUGCCCCAACAGUGUGGACUGCUACAUCUCCCGGCCCACAGAAAAGACCAUCUUCAUGGUUUUUAUGAUCAUCAUCGCCGCAGUGUCGCUGUUCUUGAACAUUCUGGAGAUUGUCCACCUGGGCAUCCGUAAAAUCAAGCAGACUCUGUACGGUGAGAGGUACACAGAGGAAGACAGCAUGAUCUACAGGUCCAAGAAAAAGGCCUCCUUGCAGCAGCUUUGCGUCAUGAGCAACGUUUCCCCUCACAACGGACCACUGACUCAGACCUUUAAAGUGAUCCAGGAGGGCGACAUGAAGCCUCUUUAUUACAGCAGUGGAGUCAUCCACGAUCCACCGAGACACAACAGCUUGGUUCAUCUGGGUCAGACCAGCUACACUUGCCCCCCGGCGAGGAUGACGCCCAGGUCUGGAGAGGUUUGUGCAACUCCACAAGCCAGUGAAGGCUCAGAUGUCCGCACAGUGACCACGGACCACCAUCCGGCCUGGAACUCUGCCAUGUCCACAGUGGAGGAGGACACGACCAGCCAGGCAGAAAUCCACGAGGAGCAGCAUCCUCAGCCCAGUCAUCUGGACCCUGUGCAUUCUGGGAGCACCUUAAGGCCUGCGGCUAUCAGAGCCCUCAAUGAGAAAGACAGACAACAGUCCACGGUCAGCGACUUCCAGAUUCCCAACCCCAGAAGGACCAGCUUCAUGACCAGGCCUCCAUCUGAAAGCCUGUCGUCCAUGAGCGCCUCCACCAGCCAAUCCCUGCACAGCUCAGAGGAGUCCGACGAACUAGGAUCUCUCCAGGGAGACAUGCCUAUGAUGCCGCCAGCCGGAGGCCGACGGAUGUCAAUGAGCAUGUUUCUGGAUAUUUCCUCCAUCAUGAAGAAGUGAAGAGACGAGGCUGAGUUACAGCGGCUGGAGAGAAACUGUAUCAGCGCUCCAUCGAUUCUGCGAGCGAGUCACAUGGGGCCAGGAUCGGCCAUGAUGAGGCAGCAGACUCUCUGCGGGCGAGCAGCGCGAUUCGAAGCACCUUACAAAGUCUGCACGAGCCUUUUCCUGCCAAAAGCUGGGAUCGGCUUGAUUCUGUAACUCUGAGUUUUUAAAGUCAAGGACAGAUUCAGUCUGUGUAGAGUCAUUUAUAUGAAAACCCCUUCAGAUUUAAAAACAAGAAAAGAGACACUUGGACAUAUUUAACCAGAACACACCAUCAACAGUCCUCAUGCUUUUAUUUGUCUACAAAAACUGUUUUUUUGUU
This is a messenger RNA of Fundulus heteroclitus (mummichog), 2054 nucleotides long. RefSeq names its product connexin 52.7 (gene cx52.7). Gene Ontology annotation, biological process: cell communication. Bases 236 to 1690 code for a protein of 484 amino acids. The record is from RefSeq and is a predicted model, not a curated record. The transcript has 2 exons. Lineage: Eukaryota; Metazoa; Chordata; Actinopteri; Cyprinodontiformes; Fundulidae. Gene Ontology annotation, cellular component: connexin complex.